AUGUCUGCCCUUCCCAACACCUUUGACCGCCCGGUCCACAUCGCCGUCAUCGGUGGCACCGGUCUCAGCAAGAUUGACGGCUACACGCCCGUCGCCGAGCUCAACCCCGAGACCCCUUGGGGCUUCCCCUCGUCCCCGAUCCAGAUUCUCGAGCACAACGGCGUGCCCAUCGCCUUCCUCGCGCGCCACGGCGUCCACCACCAGUUCGCACCCCACGAGGUGCCGGCGCGCGCCAACAUUGCCGCGCUGCGCCACGUCGGCGUCCGCUCCAUCAUCGCCUUCUCGGCCGUCGGCUCGCUCCAGGAGGAGAUCAAGCCCAUGGACUUUGUCGUGCCGGACCAGGUCAUCGACCGCACCAAGGGCAUCCGGCCCUUCACCUUCUUCGAGGGCGGCGUCGUCGGCCACGUCGGCUUCGCCGACCCCUUUGACAAGGGCCUCGCCGAGGUCGUCAAGACGUGCGCCGCCCACAUGGACGGCGACGGCGUCGUGCUCCACGAGAAGGGCACCAUCAUCUGCAUGGAGGGCCCCCAGUUCUCCACGCGCGCCGAGUCCCACAUGUACCGCGCCUGGGGCGGCAGCGUCAUCAACAUGUCGGCCCUGCCCGAGGCCAAGCUCGCGCGCGAGGCCGAGAUGGCCUACCAGAUGAUCUGCAUGGCCACCGACUACGACUGCUGGCACAGCUUUGACGACGUCGACGUCGCCAUGGUCCUCAAGUACAUGGAGGCCAACGGCAAGAACGCCAAGCGCCUCGUCGGCGGCGUCCUCGACCAGCUGAGCAGGCACGAGAACAGCGAGCUCGUCCUUGCCAAGCAGUGGGAGGGCGCCUCCCAGGGCGCCGUCAAGUUCAUGACCAAGCCCGAGGGCCGCAACCCCGAGGCCAUGAAGAAGGUCGAGUUUCUGUUCCCCGGGUUCUGGGAGAACUAG
Verticillium nonalfalfae is the source of this 924-nucleotide messenger RNA. RefSeq names its product S-methyl-5-thioadenosine phosphorylase (gene MEU1). Bases 1 to 924 code for a protein of 307 amino acids. The record is from RefSeq and is a predicted model, not a curated record. Gene Ontology annotation, molecular function: S-methyl-5-thioadenosine phosphorylase activity. Gene Ontology annotation, cellular component: cytosol. Gene Ontology annotation, biological process: nucleoside metabolic process. The transcript has 2 exons. NCBI's taxonomy places the organism in Eukaryota, Fungi, Ascomycota, Sordariomycetes, Glomerellales, Plectosphaerellaceae.